Molecule: messenger RNA, 4245 nt
Organism: Strongyloides ratti
Lineage: Eukaryota; Metazoa; Nematoda; Chromadorea; Rhabditida; Strongyloididae
Product: DNA topoisomerase 2-beta
Exons: 3
Coding region: 1-4245 (1414 amino acids)
Biological process (GO): sister chromatid segregation; resolution of meiotic recombination intermediates; DNA topological change
Cellular component (GO): nucleus
Molecular function (GO): DNA topoisomerase type II (double strand cut, ATP-hydrolyzing) activity; DNA binding; ATP binding
Source: RefSeq, a predicted model, not a curated record
AUGUCAGAUUAUGAUGAAAUGGAUCUCGAUGAUGCUGUACCAUCGACUUCUAAACUAACACUAAAAGAACGUAAUGGUCCAUCAAAGGACGAUUUAAAAGUUUUUACUAAUAUUGAUGAAAGCAGAACUAAUGGGAAACAAACAAUUGAACAGAUGUAUCAGAAGAAAUCUCAGUUAGAACAUAUUCUUUUACGUCCCGAUACAUAUAUAGGUUCUGUGGAAUAUACCGAUAAAGGAGUUGCUUGGGUUUAUGAUAUGGACGAGGAUAAAUUAGUUCAACGUGAGAUCAGUUAUGUACCUGGGCUGUAUAAAAUUUUUGAUGAAAUUCUGGUUAAUGCAGCUGAUAACAAACAAAGAGACAAAAAAAUGAAUCUUAUAAAAGUUGAUAUUGACAAAAAGAAUAAUACAAUUUCUGUUUUCAACAAUGGUAAGGGUAUCCCUGUAGCUCAUCAUAAAGUUGAAAAGAUGUACGUACCAGAAUUAAUUUUUGGUACUCUUUUAACUUCGUCUAAUUACAACGAUGAUGAGAAGAAAACAACUGGUGGAAGAAAUGGUUAUGGUGCUAAGCUUUGUAAUAUAUUUUCCACAGAAUUUACACUUGAAACUUCUAGUAAAGAAUAUAAGAAAAAAUUUAAACAAACAUGGAUUAACAAUAUGACUAAGGAUAAAGAAGCGGAGAUUUCAAAAGCAACUGAAGAUGAUUAUACUAAGGUUACAUUUAAGCCUGAUUUGAAAAAGUUUAAAAUGAAAGAAUUGGAUGACGAUAUCGUUGGACUAAUGGCACGUCGUGCCUAUGAUAUUGCUGGUACUACACCAGGUGUACGUGUAUACCUUAACGGAAAGUGUAUUCCAAUAAAAUCAUUUAAAGAAUACGCUGAAAAAUACGUUGAAAGUGCCAUUGGUAAUGAGGAAGAGAAACCUAAAAUUAUUUAUGAAAAAAUCAAUGACAGGUGGGAAGUCGCUUUGACUGUAUCUGAAAAAGGAUUUCAAUCAGUUUCUUUUGUCAAUAGUAUUGCUACUUCAAAAGGUGGAAGACAUGUGGAUUAUAUUGCUGAUCAAAUUACUACUAAUCUCGUUGACACAGUAAAGAAGAAAGCUGGAGGUGCAAAAUCUGGUGUCAACGUUAAACCUUUUCAAAUUAAAAAUCAUAUGUGGAUUUUCGUUAAUUGUUUAAUUGAGAAUCCAACUUUCGAUUCUCAAACUAAGGAAAAUAUGACACUUCAGGCUAAAAGCUUUGGAAGUAAAGCUGAGAUGACCGAAAAGUUUUAUAAGGAAGUUCUAAAGUGUGGUGUUGUUGAGGCAGUUCUUUCCUGGGUUAGGUUUAAACAGCAAGAACAAGCAGAUAAAAAAUGUUCAACAAAAAAAUCUACUAAAGUUAAAGGUAUUCCAAAACUUGAAGAUGCUAAUGAAGCUGGAACUAAAAAUUCUUCGAAAUGUACUCUUAUUCUUACUGAGGGAGAUUCAGCCAAAACGCUUGCAGUUUCUGGUCUUGGUGUUGUAGGACGUGAUUUUUAUGGAGUAUUUCCACUACGUGGUAAAAUGUUAAAUGUACGUGAUUGCCCAAUGAAACAGAUUAAUGAUAAUCAAGAAAUUGGACAUAUGAUUAAAAUUUUGGGUCUGCAAUAUCGUUUAAAGUAUGAAACUGAAGAAGAAAGAAAAACAUUGAGAUACGGUCGUGUAAUGAUAAUGGCUGAUCAGGAUCAGGAUGGUUCUCAUAUUAAAGGUUUACUUAUUAAUUGGAUUCAUUGUAAUUGGCCGGCAUUAAUGAAAAAUAAUUUUGUAGAAGAAUUUAUUACUCCAAUUGUUAAAGCAUCUAAAGGUAGUACUUCUAUUAGUUUUUUUUCUUUACCUGAAUACAUGGAAUGGAGAAAUAAUACAGAUAAUUGGAAAUCAUAUAAAAUAAAGUACUACAAAGGUUUGGGUACUUCAACUUCUAAAGAAGCCAAGGAAUAUUUUAGUGAUAUGGAUCGUCAUAGAAUUCCCUUUACAUAUUCUGGCCCUGAAUGUGAACGAGCUGUUGAAAUGGCAUUUAGUAAAAAGAAGAUUGAAGCAAGAAAAACUUGGCUUUCAAAUUGGAUGAGAGAAAAAAAAGAUCGUCGUGAAAAUGGUGGUAUUGAAGAAUAUCUUUAUAAUAAAGAUACUAGAAGUGUGUCAUUUGUCGAAUUCAUCAACAAAGAGUUGAUUCUUUUUUCAAAUAUGGAUAACGAAAGAUCUAUUCCAUGUCUUGUUGAUGGUUUAAAACCAGGUCAACGUAAAGUUUUGUUUACAUGUUUCAGACGUGCUGACAAGAAAGAAGUUAAAGUUGCUCAAUUAGCAGGAGCUGUAGGAGAGAUGUCCGCUUACCAUCAUGGUGAGCAAUCUUUGAUGAUGACAAUUAUUAAUUUGGCUCAGGACUAUGUUGGAUCAAAUAACAUUAAUUUAUUGUUACCUAUUGGUCAAUUUGGUACUAGACUUCAAGGAGGAAAAGAUUCUGCAUCGCCUCGUUAUAUCUUUACACAAUUAAGUCCUGUAACCAAAACGAUAUUUAUUCCAGAAGAUGAAAAUGUUCUUAGAUUCCUGUUUGAAGAAAAUCAGAAAAUUGAACCAGAAUGGUAUUGUCCCAUUAUUCCAAUGGUUUUGGUUAAUGGUGCUGAAGGAAUAGGUACUGCUUGGAGUACCAAAAUACCUAAUUACAAUCCACGUGAUGUUACUGAAAAUAUUCGUCGACUUAUUAGAGGAGAACAAAUGAAAAAAAUGAUUCCAUGGUACAAACAUUUUGAGGGUACAAUUAUGCAAGUUGAUGAACAGAAAUAUAUUUCAAGUGGACGAGUUGGAACAUUAGAUGAUGAAACUUUAGAAAUAACGGAACUUCCAAUUAAAAUGUGGACACAAAAUUAUAAGGAAAGUGUAUUAGAAGAUCUUUCUAAUUCUACUGAUAAAUCUCCAGCUCUCAUUCAAGACUAUAGAGAAUAUCACACUGAUCAAACGGUAAAGUUUAUUGUUAAAAUGACAGAACAAAAUAUGAAGAAAUGUUUAUCUCAAGGAGUUCAUGAUAUUCUAAAACUUCAAACUCCUAUUAACACUUCUUCGAUGGUUCUCUUUGAUGCUGAAGGUUGCCUUCGCAAGUUUGAAUCUCCAGAACAAAUUUGUCAGGAGUUUUUUGAAGUCAGGAAGAAAAAAUAUAUUGAAAGAAAAGAAUUUUUGGUAGGAAUGCUUGAGGCUCAAUCAAAAAGAUUAUCCAAUCAAGCACGUUUUAUUGUAUGUAAAAUAAAAGGAGAAAUUGUUAUGGAAAACAGGAAGAAGAAGAAUAUUGUAGAUCAAUUAAUUAAAGAAAAAUUUGAUCCUGAUCCUGUUAAAGCCUGGAAAGAUUAUUGUAAAAAGAGAGAAUUAGAAAUGUGUGGUGAAGUUGAGAUUGAAGAAGAAGAAGCAAACGAAGAAGAUAGUGAAGAGGCUGGUGGAACAUCUACUGAAGCUGGAUUGAAAAAGCGUUUAGCUGAUUAUGACUAUUUGGUAAAUAUGGCUCUUAUCAAAUUAUCUGAGGAAGAAAAGGAUCGUCUUCUUGAGGAAGCUGGUAAUAAACUUAAGGAAUUAGAAACUCUUAAAAAGAAAUCGUGGGCUGAUCUAUGGGAACACGAUCUCGAAAUUUUCGAAGAAGCAUUGAAAAAACAGGAAGAAAAGGAAUUACAAGAUAUUGAAGGUUCCAUUAAGACAGCACAGUCAAAAUUGGCUAAAGGCGGUAAUUCAGCAAAAAACAAGAAAAAUAAGGUAAAUGUCGAUGCCGCUUCUUUCAAACCAAAUCCAAAUGCUGAAAUUGUAAACGUUGAGUUUGAAGCUUUAAAAAAUAAAUAUGAAAAGAAACCUAAGAAAGUAAAAUCUCAACCCCUUCCAAAAGUUAAAGGUGAUGAAAUUGCUAAUGCAUUAGAAGAUAAUGAUUUGAAAGUACCAAAAGUGAAGAAAACUAAAGAACCGAAAGUAACCAAAAAGGCAAGUGAAAAUAAAAAUAAAAAAGAAAGUGGUGGUGAGAGUGACAAAUUAGAUGACGAAAAUGCAAUGGAAGUUUCUCCAGUUGCACAGAAAAGAACAAAGAGGAAUGUUAAAAAGGCUCCAAUAAUUAUAAUUGAUUCUGAAUCUGACAUCGAGUUUGCUAGUCCUCCACCACCAGAAAGUUCUCAAAAAGGUAGUAAAAGGAAAUCAGCUACUCCACAAAAAGCAAAGAAAAGUAAAAAAGCAAAAGUUCUUGAUAGCUCCGAUGAGAGUGAUGAAUAG